AUGGCGGGAAGGGAUGAGGGGAAGAAAGGAGGAUGCUUUGCCCUGGCCUCACCUCAGCUCGGUGGGUGGGGGUGGGAGAAUCUCUCGCCGCCGCCGCCGCCUCCUCCUCCGCCACCUCCUCCUCCUCCCCAGCAGCGGCGGUCAGUGCCGGGCCGGCUGCGCGGCGCGGCUCCCUCGGCCGGUCCCCGCCUCCCCGCUGGCCCCGCUCCCUCCUCCCGCCGCCGGCCCGAGCCGCGCUCGCUGGGCUCUGAGCGGAGCCGGGCGCUGCCGCCGCGGCCGCCCCGCCACAGCCACGGGGGGAGGAGGCGGCAGCGCGCCUGCGCCGCCGGGCGCUGCCGCCGAGGGAGGGAGGGAUGGAUGGAUGGAGCCGCCGCCGCUGCCGGCGCCGCGGCCGGCCGUGAGUACGGAGCGGGCACGGCUGCGGCAGAAGCCCAAGACAAUGCAUCUUUCCAGUAACUCCUGUAAAAAUGCACAAGAGACUUUGAACUAAAACGUGGCCUGAAGAAAGUUAAUGAAGUUGUUAAUAGUCUGUGUCACAAAUGAGAGGAUUCUGGUUUUUUUCCUUCAGGCCUUGAUGAGUCAUGAAAAUGACAGAAAGCUAAUUUUUCUAACGGAGCAGGUUCUGUAAGUAAAAGAAGAGGAAAAAUCAAGAAAAAAACCAAAACACAGACAUCUGAUGACAAGAGCUACUACUGGUGGUGGCCAGUGUGUUGUAAGCUGGAAUUUUCUUGAAUCUAAAUUUUUGUUUUGGCCUAAUUUACAGUCCUCCUUGUUAAUUAACUUUUUUAGAAUGGUAAAACCCUUUUUGCUGCUAAAGGUCAUGUACUUCAACUAAGAAAUCAUUUCUCAUCUACAGAACAAUACAGCAACAUAAGAUUCAGGCGUUUUCCAUCCUGAAUAUAUUAAUGGAUCAUGAGCAAUAAGCCUGGAGCAUCUCACACCCCUGUGCCCUGUCCUCGUUAAAUAAUUCCUUUUUGUGCUUGUGGGUGUGAAUGAUCCCAGGAUUAUGCAUUUAUCCAGCACCAGGCUCAUCCACUGGAGCUUGGAGAUGGAUGGAGUUUCUCACAGAAGGAAAAUGACAUUUUUCAUUUUUCAUGGAACACCAAAAACCCACGUGGACCUGAUCAUUGUGAGAGAAGCAUGAGGAAAAAGCUCCUUGUAAAACAAUUAGAUAAACACCUUGAUUUCAGUCUCAGAAAUGCUGUGGAAUUUUCAGUUGAAUCAUGCAGCUUUAUUGCUUCUGAAAAUGGUUGCACCUCUUGGUCAAUCGGGUCAGGUGCUACCUGAGGGCUCACAGCCCUUCCAUAAAGCACACCUCAAAUGGGCACUGCAGGAAUAUUGACAUUUUCACAUCAUUCUUCCUGUUUGGAUAACAGCUGAAUGAGCUGCCCCUCAAAAAAAAAAAAAAAAGAGAAAGAAAACAAAAAAUGCUUUUUCAUUAAAUUGGUGAAGCUGCUCAGAAAUAUUGAAGGGACACAGCAAAGCAGAGUGGUCACAGGACUUGCAAUAAUGUGUUGUGGGAGAAAAAUGCAACCAUUAUCCUAAUUGAGGAAUUCUCUGAUAAGAAACUAGGAUCCAUUACACUUCCCAAUUUCUUCAUGCAAACUACAUAAAAUAAUUUAUAAAACCUGAGUGCUUUCCGUAGCAGAAUUUUGGCAGCUUAAAGCAAAACGUGUUGCUAUGACAGUUCCUACAAAUCUUUUAGCUUUGUUUUGUGUUAUAAAUAUGUCAAAAUUAAGCCAAUUCUGUCCAAACAAAAAUUUUCCAGGCUUUUUAAAAAUACUUAUUUGCCAAAGUCAAGUUGAAGGCUAAUUUCAAAUGCUGUAACUUAGAUCUGCAUAACCAUAAACCCACAAGGACAUAGCUUCAGUCUUAUAAAUAAGUAAUGUCAUUAGAUACAGUAUUCUUAGUUUAAUUGACUCCGUUUGCUACUCUGUAUAACAGCGAUUAAAAAAUAAAAUUUAACAUUGGUAAAACCUUUUCUAGUGGUUUCUGAACUGGAAGUCAAUAAGCACAAGCCAUUGCCAGAAAAUGUUGGGUUUGGGGCUUGUUUCAGUAGUAAAAUGCUGA
Molecule: messenger RNA, 2070 nt
Organism: Prinia subflava (tawny-flanked prinia)
Lineage: Eukaryota; Metazoa; Chordata; Aves; Passeriformes; Cisticolidae
Exons: 3
Coding region: 1-456 (151 amino acids)
Source: RefSeq, a predicted model, not a curated record